This is a messenger RNA of Fopius arisanus, 2544 nucleotides long. Its product is annotated as hexosaminidase D-like. The coding region runs from base 287 to 1948 and encodes 553 amino acids. The transcript is spliced from 3 exons. Gene Ontology annotation, molecular function: hexosaminidase activity. Lineage: Eukaryota; Metazoa; Arthropoda; Insecta; Hymenoptera; Braconidae. Gene Ontology annotation, biological process: carbohydrate metabolic process. The record is from RefSeq and is a predicted model, not a curated record.
CAAACAUUGGAGAUAAGUGCAAAUGUCUACCUCCAUUUAUUUAUUUCUCCAUCUCCGAGAGAGUGAAAUCAAUAAAAAUCCCUCGUGAGAAAUAAACUCCAAUUUUCAUCGAGAAAUCGUUGAAUCGUAUUCGCCAAUUAUUCCCCAGAAUAAUCCAAUUGUGUCAACAAAUUAAUUAUCAACAGCAUCAAUUGUUGCUCCAUUCCCAAAUGCCGAGAAAUGUCAUCACCCGUCGAGCCCUGACGGCUCGAUAAUUCCUGAAAUGAUGUAAUGAGACUCCCUGAAGAUGUUUGGCCUCCGGGGUAGAACCCUGCUUACGCUGAUCCUGAUUACAGCCCUGACCCUCUUGGCGUUGAUCUACCACAUGCUGUCAACCUGCAUGACAGCCCCGUCAACCCAAAAUCCCCAGAGUCAUCAGGACAGUCUGACAUCCGAGACAGCAGCUCCCUCGUAUCGUACCCAGGAUCGACAGAUCCCCAGGUCCCAUUCGACUCCCCUCUUCACUGGCCACAAAAUAGUUCACCUCGACCUGAAAGGUGCCCCUCCAGUCCUGGAGUACUACCACCACCUCUUCAAGCUAUUCAAGACCCUGGGAGCAACUGGUGUACUCCUGGAGUACGAGGACAUGUUUCCCUACGGAGAUUCCCUGCAGAACGUGACAGCCACGAAUGCCUACAGUCUCCAGGACAUCGACAGAAUCCAGGAAUCAGCCGGUGAUAAUAAUCUCAUGGUGAUUCCCCUGAUCCAGACAUUCGGUCACCUCGAGUUUCUCCUGAAGCUAGAGUACUUCAAGGAUCUCAGAGAGGUGUCACGUUAUCCCCAGGUGAUAUGUCCCACCAAUCCCCAGACCCUUCCCCUCCUCCAGCAGAUGAUUGAUCAGAUAAUUCAGCAUCAUCCUGGGAUUAAAUAUCUCCAUAUCGGGGCUGAUGAGGUGUACCACAUCGGCGAGUGCUCCAGGUGCAUCGACGAGAUAUCCAAGCACCAGUGGACAAAGCGACAGCUUUUUCUCUCUCACGUUCAGAAGAUCACGAGGUACAUCAGGAAGAACUAUCCCCACGUGAAGAUCCUCAUGUGGGAUGAUCAGUUCAGGGGGAUCAGCCCAUCGGAGAUCAUGGAGACUGGUCUUCAUAAGGCUGUCGAACCUGUUGUUUGGAAAUACACCAGAAAUCCAGCUGCUGCUCUUGAUAUCCAGUGGGAGGGCUACAGCAAGAUCUGGAAGAGUGUGUGGGUCGCCACUGCCUUCAAAGGAGCCACUGAACCCGACAGGUAUUGGACGGAUAUUAGUCAUCACCUGGAGAACCACCAGCGGUGGCUGGAGAUAAUGGAGCACUGGUCUGACCGGAUCAGCUUCAAGGGAGUGAUCCUGACAGGAUGGCAGAGGUAUGAUCACUUCAGCGUUCUCUGUGAACUCCUGGCGAGUGCUUUGCCCUCACUAGCAGUCAAUCUCGCUGUUCUACAAUCGAAAAGUCUCAAUGACUUCUUCGGGGAGGCACCUGCGGACGUGACACGCGCCCUCCAGUGCGAUGGCACCGUAUCCCUGACCAUUCCUGAGCCAAACUACGACUGGACCAAGUGCAGAUUCCCAGGGGUAGAGGUUUACACUGUGAUUCUAAGAUUAUUUGGAAUUAAUCAGGAGAUCCAGAGGAUGGAGGAGGAGAACACCUUCAAGGGCUGGCUCAAGGAUUAUAAUAUCAGGCAUGUCUUCUCUAAUCCUAGUUAUGUCGAGCAGGCUGUCGUGGACUUGGAUAGAUUCAAGAUGGAACUCGUUUAUAUCGAGGGGGAGAUGAAGAGGGCUAUGGAGGGGGUUUAUGAUGAAUUCACUUUUACUGAGUGGAUUGAGACUUUUGUUGUACCUUUGAAUGAGAAGGUGACCAGAUUGUGGGAGGCCAAGGAGAGGCUCCUCGAGAGGUCCAGCUGGCCCAGGAGACCCUUGAAAUCUGAACUCUGAAUUUUUGGAAAUUCUCUGGAGAAUUCCAACGUUUUUUAUCAGUCUUUUUUCUUCAGAAGUCGCAGGUUAAUAUCUGAUGAAGUGAUUUUUUUGUUUUAAUUAGAACAAUUAUAAUCGGGGAGAAUUCCAGUAAUCCUUUGUCCUCAGUAAUUGUUUAAUAUUUUAUUUAGUUUGUUGAAUUUUUUUCGGUUGCAUUUGUUGUUUGCAAUAUAUGAAAAAAAUUAUUUCAGAGUCUUCCAAUUACUCUGGAGCUUUCGUAAUCGCACAGUUGAGAGAUUAUUCAUAUGUUAAUUAAUGAUUGUUAUUCUGGAAUUACUAGUUCGAGGUUUAAGAUUUUUUUUCGAUUUAUGGGAGAUGUCACUGUAAUUAUGUACAAAUAGAUAAUUAAUCGAGAAUUAGAUUUAUUAGGAAACAUGAUCUUCCGUCAGAAAAUUCCAGAUUUUGUAAUUACCUCGGCUAAUUACUGAUUAUUUUUACCAUGAUGAAAUAAUUAAAUGAUAAUGUCAAUUCGAAAAGAGAAAGUCAUAAUUUUGUAAUUGCAAAAUUAUUUCUCCCUUCAGACGCCAUUGCUGCAUAUCAAAUUAAUUUUGAGAAUA